AUUACGGUCUCUCAAGCCAAGCAGAUAACAACUUUUUGGGAAAUAUGGCAAUGCAAGCAUUGAAUUGCUCAGAUGUCGCUUGUGCUCGUGCUCAAUCAGCUGAUGCCGUUUUGAAUGCUACCUUUGUCGCUUACACAGAUGGUCCACAACAAGAUGAAAGAAUUUCAGGUGGAACGCCUUGGCGUGGUAUGGUUGGUGAUUUGAUCACUUCUUCCAUUGCCACUACGACGCAUCUUUCAAAAGAUGUGAUCAUGACAACUGUUCAAAACGAAUUAGGUCCAACGACUGGAUACUACUUCAAUUAUCAACCUGCAGGCGCAACUACUUUGGACUUUGAAGGAACUCCAGACACUUUAGGACAAGCAGAAAAUAUUGUCUUUAAUCAAAAUCGAGGAAUCGUAGCGGCCAAUCAAACUAUCUAUCAAGUCACCGAGACAGAACCUGACGGUAUUCGAAUCAUGUUUGAAGAAAUCGGUACGGAUGGCGUUUGGAGAUGUGCAGUUCAAAGAAAUGCAUACACACUUGCAGGUGCAGGAUCAAAAGUUUACCUGGCAGAAUGGGAAAUUGGAAAAACAUAUAUUUCCAACAUCAAUAAUGAAUACUGCACAACCGAUAAUCGAGUUUGUCAUGAAGAUGAUAUUGAAUUAAUCUUUGGUACGGCUGCAAAUCCAACAGCAGAACAAACAAAAGCUUCUGAUAAUAUGCAAACACGUUAUUCAAACUUUGCAAAAUCUGGUAUUCCAAAUGCACCAAAUGCGCCUGCUUGGCAACCGGUCGUUUCUGCCACUGAAUUAAACAUGAUUCUCGUCAAUCCAUCUGGAGUGACUUCAAUCAAUCAAACACAGCAUGCACCUGCUUGUGCUGGAAGUGUUUGGGGAAACGUAGUCAAAUUUGAUUAUCAAUUGUAUACCGUUUGAAAAAGGGGAUGGUGGUAGGGAAUUGCACUUUAACGAAAAAG
Messenger RNA from Meira miltonrushii, 958 nucleotides. RefSeq lists its product as uncharacterized. Lineage: Eukaryota; Fungi; Basidiomycota; Exobasidiomycetes; Exobasidiales; Brachybasidiaceae. The record is from RefSeq and is a predicted model, not a curated record. The transcript has a single exon. Bases 45 to 917 code for a protein of 290 amino acids.